CCAUCUUCUCGUUAAUCAGUCACUCACAAAGAUUACAGGUUCACCAUGAAGUACAAACUCCUAAACACCGAAGUACAUAAGCUGCGAGACGGAUCCCCUGGCCACGACGAUGAUGCCAUUCUCGGGAAGCUUCGUUCACUCGAGGUCUCUGGCGUCCGACAUCUCUCUCAGAUGCCCGACUUCAGAAGUCUCUACAAGCGCCGAAUGAAACUGAUGUGGAAUUCCCCCGAAGAGGGCGAAACGGAGUACUAUCCUUGGGUCGGCAACGGCACUAUGGAGGCUGCCCAGCAGCAUAUCGUCGCUUGGGCCACCUUCGCUCUUGGGGCGGUUCAUGCUUGUCAACGCAUGCGUGAUGGGUUCAAAGAUGGGGUUGACUCUGAUUGGGCUGAUGAGGAGGAUGGCAACUGAUGGUUACACGGUCGGAAUUCUUAUCGUCAUAAACUGACCGAUAUCGGGAAUUGAGGGUAACAACUACAGUCGCAAUAUACAUUUACCGAUACACCAAAUGAAGCCAGUUCAAGCAGUUCAG
This is a messenger RNA of Fusarium oxysporum Fo47, 529 nucleotides long. RefSeq lists its product as uncharacterized. Lineage: Eukaryota; Fungi; Ascomycota; Sordariomycetes; Hypocreales; Nectriaceae. The record is from RefSeq and is a predicted model, not a curated record. The transcript has a single exon. Bases 46 to 408 code for a protein of 120 amino acids.